CCUCCGCCGCUCAGGUGUGUCUCACCAGCUCACAAACAGGAAGCAGCCAGACACUCCUCUGACGGGCCAAUUACACCGACACAGCGCUGACGUCACUCAGACCUGCCGACUGAUCGUCCUCAGUGACGCCUCCACCUCUCUGACAGACACCACCGAUCGUCCUCCACCUGAGCAGAUGUUCACCCUGCCUGCUGUGCAGAUGAAUCCUCGUCCCUGGAUGACGCUGGCGUUCCUGCUGUUGGCUCGCUCCAGUUUGGGUGAUGUGGACCAGAACUGGCUGACUGGUAUCAUCAGAGGAAUCAGGACAGAGUACCAAAUAAACGGACAGUUCUGUCUGGCUGCAAACAUCCCAGUGAAACUCAAACCAAAAGACCUUCAUCAAGUCCUCAAGAACGACCGCUACAUAGGAAAUGUUGAGGACACUCUUAACGACGGUGUUUACAAAGGCAACAAUGUGGUCAUUGCUAGACCUGCAGGACCGGUACAUGCAGAACCUCAAGUUCUGACAAACUUACAUGGAUUGAUCGGCGACACUCAGGAUAAACUCCUGCUCAUCUACUCCUACCUCUCCCCGUGUGACAAAAAGUGUACAGACCCAAAAAAUAAAUUCAACAUCAUCAAAACAAUUAAAGAAAACGUCCUUCCGUAUUGGAGAAAUGUUGCCUUCGUGUUUACAAAAGUCUUUGAUGACCCCGAAUCUAGUUCUGGUCCUGACAAAAUGGCCUUGAGAGAAUCACUGGAACGGCUCGGGGAUUCUGGGAUCAAUCUCCAAAACAUUUUCCGCUGUGACAAAAUAGGAGAAAACUUUCAGUGCCUUAGUUGCUCAUCAGAGGGGUCAGUUUCAGACGUUUGUGUUGAUAACAACUUUGUACCUGGACAGGGAGGAAGCAGCAGCUGGAUCAGGGACAGAAUCAACACCAGUCGAAUCAGGGACAGAAGCAGCAGCAGGGGCCGAUACAACACCGGUCCAAAGAAACAAAGGAACAGAACUCAUAGAGUGAGCAGCAGCGGGGACCGAUACAACACCGGUCCAAAGAAACAAAGGAACAGAACUCAUAGAGUGAGCAGCAGCGGGGACCGAUACAACACCGGUCCAAAGAAACAAAGGAACAGAACUCAUAGAGUGAGCAGCAGCGGGGACCGAUACAACACCGGUCCAAAGAAACAAAGGAACAGAACUCGUAGUUCAAGCAGCAGAGGUCCAAGUCCAAGAAGAAACCGCAGCAGCACUAAAAGAAGCAGUAGAAGAAGCAGUAGGAGCAGGAUGAGGGGUUAGAUGAGUUCUGGUUUCUGAUAUGAUUCAGUUUUCAGAAUUGGACCCAGCUGACUGAGACAGAGAGGUUCUUGAUGCUUGAUGACGCAGUUUUUUCCUGAGUUGCACAAGUCUGUAAAUACCAAGAUUCUGGAUAUUUCUAUAGCUGCACCACUGAUCUGUGUGACCUGUUGUUCUUCACGCUGAUUAAAAACAUGUGAAAUCUUGUAAAUGACCUUUAUUAUAUUUACAUGGAUAGAAAAUGUUGAUUCCUCUGCUGGCGCUGACCCGUAGGUCAGCUGUCAGGACUCAGACCUGACGUGACUCUGGACCACCUCACUGAUAAAGUUUUCAGAGGGCAGGUUCUGAUGGUCCAGUGCAGCAUGGUUGUGUUCCAGUGUGACAAUCUGAUUACAGCAGCUUGUUGAACCAUCCCUGAUGUAAAAGCUCUGACAUCCUGACACACGUGACAUAAUGAUCAUAUCUAAUGAUACCUGCCUGAUCUCUGUGGACUCCUCGGUGCUCACGACAGUCAUUUUAUUCUGCAUGUAAAGAUGGAAACCUUCACUGUUCUGCUUGUUCACUCUAAACAAAGCCUCAGCACCAAACACCAAAGACCAGCUAUCAAUUAUCAGUCAGUUAUCAAUACAUUAUUUUCUGCUGACUGGACAAAGAAUGAUGAUUUAAACUGAACAGAUUGUAUUUGUUAAUAAAGUCAACAUGUCUGCAGACGA
Molecule: messenger RNA, 1986 nt
Organism: Acanthopagrus latus (yellowfin seabream)
Lineage: Eukaryota; Metazoa; Chordata; Actinopteri; Spariformes; Sparidae
Exons: 4
Coding region: 176-1276 (366 amino acids)
Source: RefSeq, a predicted model, not a curated record